Messenger RNA from Musa acuminata AAA Group (dessert banana), 1034 nucleotides. RefSeq lists its product as uncharacterized. The transcript has a single exon. Lineage: Eukaryota; Viridiplantae; Streptophyta; Magnoliopsida; Zingiberales; Musaceae. Bases 92 to 778 code for a protein of 228 amino acids. The record is from RefSeq and is a predicted model, not a curated record.
CCUCUCUCUCAGCCCAAAAACCUCUCUACUUUCUCCUCUCUCUCUCUCUCUAGAAAAGAGAAGGAAGCAAGUAAAAGGACAGCACCUGAGCAUGGUCCAUAUGGAGCCGUCCAGAGCAGCCAAGAGGCUGUGGCACGUAGUGAGGGUGGUGCUCUACAUGCUCCGGAAGGGCCUCUCCAAGGACAAGUUCAUGAUGGAUCUCCACCUCCUCAUCGAGCGCGGCAAGAUCGCCGGAAAAGCCCUCGGUAACCUCAUGACCUUCCACCACCACGACCCGCGUGAGGACAGAAGCUUCAUGUUCUCGGGCUUCUCGUGCCGGUCCACGGACCCCAACCUCUCCUUCUACAGCCCCAUGGAGGUGGAGUUCAGCUGCAGCAACACGCCCGCGUACCCCUCCUUCCGUGCCGUCAAGCGAAAGAGCCGCCGCCGCCGCCGCCGCUACCACGACGACGACUACGAUUACGAUGCAGCUGCGGUAGCGAAGGCAUUUGAGAUACUGAACUCCGAGUUAUCGGAUGCCGAGUCGGUCGUGGCAUCCCCAUCGCCGGCGCCGGUGAUCUGGAGCUUCGGGAAGAGCCCAGCGGUGGUGCGACAACUGCGGAUUACGGACUCGCCAUUCCCAUCGAGGGAGGAGGACGACGACGUGGACAUCCAUAUCGAUGAGAAGGCAGAGGAGUUCAUCAGGAGGUUCUACGAACAGCUUCGUCUUCAGCAGAGGACUCCAAUGACGCCGGAAUUCCAGCGCUACCGGCGUCAACCAUUGAUGGGGCGAGCCUGAGACGAUGGUUCUCUGUGAACGAUUCUACGUAGACAAGAAUGCAAUCUAUGUUGCUUACAGCUACUCUGCUUUCAGUAAUGAAGGAGAUAUGUAUCUAUGGAGGUGUACAUAACUAGAUGUUUUCCUUUUUCUUAUUCCCUCUUCGAUGCAUCAAACAGUGAACUCCUUUCAUGCUUUGGUUAUAGACCGAGCGUUCACUGAGAAGCUUCGUUCUUGUAAACAUUCCAUUCUGUAUUCUAGUAGAAUAUUUGUGGUA